Molecule: messenger RNA, 1506 nt
Organism: Cercopithifilaria johnstoni
Lineage: Eukaryota; Metazoa; Nematoda; Chromadorea; Rhabditida; Onchocercidae
Source: the annotation of a GenBank genome assembly
AUGGCAAUGUCUGAUGAGGAGUUAUUUGUUGGUGAUGAAAAUGAUACUAAUUCGAAAGUUCCUGCACAUGAAGCAGACCCACACGAUGCAGCCAUGCAGCAGGAAGAAGUACUACCUAAUUCGCUUAGUAACAGUGCUUUAGAAACUUCAUCGUCCAGUACUUUUCUUACAGAUGAUCGAUUUGCCAUUCCUGACAUGCGAAGACUUCGGGUUUUUCAAGAUUGCCCUGCAUUCAAUAUUUUUGUUCGAGGUAAUGAACGCAUGCCUGGUAUAUAUAUUCCAAGAUUUCAUAUCCCGAAAAAUUCUUCAAAUUGGCGUGCGCAAGUAUCAACCACGAGAAAACGGAAUCAUUUGCGAUUGCAGAAUUCAAACUUAAAUGUUGCUGGUUCGAGUUCGAUUUCAAGUUCAAGCCCCGGACAGAGUGGUGCAAAUAUUAUUCCUCAGAAACGUUUGUUUUCACCGAAUAAUUCAGCUUGUACAGGUGUUACCCAUCGGCCAUCAGUCGAUCUAUCUGCUUGUGGUUCCGAAUUUGCACGUUCUCCGGAUGACGCUAUACGUCAUGACUCGAAAACCGAAGGUUCAAUAAAGUUGAAUAUAUCGAACAUGGGAGCAUUGAGACAAAAAGUUACCACGUCAUUCCAUACAAUUGCGAACCUGCCAUGGCGAUUGGCAGCUAAAACCGAAUGUACGAAACGAACCAGCAAUGUAAAAUUUUUUAGCGUAUACAUAGAUUGCAAUCCAGAAAGUGAAUCAACGUUAUGGAGUUGUGAUGCUAUUGUUGAGUUUCGCUUGAUCUCCCAAAAAGCUGACACUCCUAAUUUUAGUCGUCAGUUUACGAAUAAGUUCAAUUAUAAUUCAAAUAACUGGGGCUUUCCGUCGUUCAUGGAGUGGAACGAAAUAUUGAAUGUUGAUAAAGGUUUUAUCCGUGGCGAUCGUGUUGUGGUUGAAGCACACAUUACUGUGCAGAAAGUCGUUGGUGUGAGAAAAAAUCCCACAUUUGAUUUCACCGUACCGCAACCAAAUACAUCAGAUAGUGUGCUUGUUAUCGAUGGUAUUCGUUUGCAUGUCAGCAAAGCGUAUUUGGCCCUCUAUUCACCCGUUUUCCAUGCUAUGUUUUUCUCGAAGUUUAGUGAAAGGGACAAAAAAGAAAUCACUGUUGAGGACGUCAUUCUUGAUGAAUUCAUUGAAUUGCUAAGCGUUGUAUAUCCAUCUCAUAAACCGGUCUCAGCUGAAAAUGUGGAGUUUUUGCUGGAACUUGGUGAUAAAUUCGAAAUUCAAUUCGUAAUCGAUGAAUGUGAAAGAUUUCUAAUGCGAUCCGAUGAUAUUGCUGUGGUCACGAAGCUUGUUUGGGCUGAUCAAUAUUGUCUUGCUAAAUUACAGGAUGUUUGUGUGCGAACCUUCAAACAACCAACUGAUAUAAAAGCUCUCAAACAAACCGAAGAAUACAAAAAUCUUAGUGAUACGACAAAAGCCGCUCUUCUGGAGAAAAUUUUCAAAUUGCUUUAA